AUGUCGCCCUUCAUGGACCAAAUCACCAACUCGUAUCAUCAGCUAUACGCAACGCGGUAUGCGCAAGUAUCAUCACUGACCUUGCUCGUGUGGGACUACUUCGUGACGCUUCCUGAUGAGGAACAACUAUUAUGGCACGGGAGAUGGACAUAUCCACGCGCGCUAUUCUUCAUAGUAAGCCCUCUACUUUCGCAAUCAACCACUAUACGAGCCCUCGUGCCCUUUGCAGAAUCGAUAUCAGACAAUAAUAUGGCAGAUCUUCAACACAGUCGCUGGAUUCGCCCCCAGAAAUACUCAGAAAUUGUGCGUGCCACCCUUUCUCAGGACUCAGGGCUAGUCGUGACCACUGACGCUUCCCUUCUUCACUCUCGAUUUAGCUGUCAAGCUUGGGGUCACCAUAUCAUCGAAGCUACGGGCACUUCGAUAGUCUUCUGCGUCCACCUCAUCCUCGCGUUCAGGAUAUACGGACUGUAUGGACGAAGCCGAUGGAUAACAAUAUUCUUAGCCAUCAUGCUCCUCGCGACCCUAUCGGGCGAAAUAUAUGUCGCCAUACGGCUUGCGCCUAACUUUACUCGCAUUCCGCUCCCUUUCAUGGUAAACAUGUUCGUCUGUCUUCCGAGCGAGUCAGUUGACACGUCGCUGUUCUUUGUUCCUGCUAUCGCAUUUGAUAUUGUUGCUUUGGUUCUCGUGGUAGCUCGAGGAGUUUCCCACAUGCGGAUGCAGCGGAACUAUGGCUUCAAUGGGUCCAGUAUCAUGCGCAUCAUGCUUCGGGAUUCGGUAUUGCACUUUCUGAUUAUCUUGGUCAUCUACAUCGCCCUUGCCGUCUCGUGGAUUAAGCUUGAGAUUGCACAACGCUUCCUGCUACACGGAUAUGCGGUUUCUGCUAUUUCGAUGACGGCAACUCGCAUGCUCCUCAACCUCAAGCGAGAAGCUUUGCGUUCACCUCAUUCGAGUAACAAUAGCAGCGGCAGCGAGCGAAUGAAUCGACACGAACACAUCGAGCUUCCGGUGCUUGUACCUCAAGCUGCCCCUGUGAUUAUUGACAUCAAAUAA
Pleurotus ostreatus (oyster mushroom) is the source of this 1053-nucleotide messenger RNA. RefSeq lists its product as uncharacterized. The coding region runs from base 1 to 1053 and encodes 350 amino acids. The record is from RefSeq and is a predicted model, not a curated record. The transcript is spliced from 11 exons. NCBI's taxonomy places the organism in Eukaryota, Fungi, Basidiomycota, Agaricomycetes, Agaricales, Pleurotaceae.